Spodoptera exigua (beet armyworm) is the source of this 1064-nucleotide messenger RNA. The record is from the annotation of a GenBank genome assembly. Lineage: Eukaryota; Metazoa; Arthropoda; Insecta; Lepidoptera; Noctuidae.
AGCCGACGACGUUUCUCAUUUCGGGCCAACUCAUCGGACUUUUUGACAUAGAAUAUGUUUGUUUUCAGUUCUUUAUGUUAUGAAUUGUGACUGAAUAAUUGAAGAUUAGAUAUAUUAUUUAAUUAAAAACAUGGAGGUACAUUAUCUCGUGUUUGUUUUGAGUGUAUUAUGGCAUGGGACUGACGCGAUCAUGUGGAGCCUCGCGCCCAAUACACAGAAGUGUUUGAAGGAGGAACUCCACGCUAACGUGCUCGUGGCAGGAGAAUACGAAGUAACAGAGGUUGCCGGACAAAGAGUCGACUAUAUCAUUCGUGACUCCAAAGACCACAUAUUAUCACAAAGGGAUUCCAUAUCUAAGGGAAAAUUCACAUUUGUGACAGAAACUUAUGACACAUUUGAAGUCUGUUUUAUAUCUAAAGUUCCUCCUGAACGCCGUGGCGUCUCACAGGAUGUAAUGCUGGAUAUCAAAAUCGGAAUAGAAGCUAAAAAUUAUGAAGGCAUUGGUGAAGCAGCUAAACUGAAACCAAUGGAACUGGAACUGAAGAGAUUAGAAGACCUGUCGGAAGCUAUAGUACAAGACUUCACGCUAAUGAGAAAGAGGGAGGAGGAGAUGAGAGACACCAAUGAGUCCACAAACAACCGUGUUCUAUUCUUCAGUGUUUUCUCAAUGGCAUGUCUCCUGGGUCUCGCCACGUGGCAGGUUCUCUACUUACGCCGGUAUUUUAAGGCCAAAAAGCUUAUUGAAUAGCACAACACAUAUUUAGCCGCGGCUAAAGUUGCGUGCGGGCUCAUAGAUUAAAAUUUGCUAAGAGGUUCCAUGCGUCAAGUGUGUUUUACAUGAUCUCUUUUUUAGUCUUUAUAAUUUCAAAGUAUUCAAUUUUUCAAACCACUUUUGAAGAUGUAAAUAAUGUUAAUUUUUGUUAUUGUGAAACUACUAAUUUUAUUCUAAAAUGGUAGAAACCAAAUCACAUGAUGGCAACACCGAAUUCGAUCAAAUCCUAGUGAUAAUGAAAUGUACCAGCGCAUCACAACACCCCGCAAGCUACUUUAACCGCAGAAUAGAU